AUGGCAACCCGCAACCACCACGUCUGCUUCGUCGUCCCCCCUUACCUGCUCAGCGCCAUCAGCGACAGCGAGCACAAUGACGCCCCUACCCGCGAGUCUGCUCGCCAUGCCCUCGACCACCACAAGAAGUACACGGGCAAGCGCACGAAGCGCUUCGCCGAGCUCACCCUGCCUCGAGGCGCCCGAGGCGCGGCCGCUGCCCAUCCUCGUCAGAACAUCGUCCCCAACCACAUGCUGAAGCAUAUUGCCGAGUCCGAGGACGUCGACGAGAACACCCGUGCAUGCGCCAAGCGAGACCUCGAGCACAUCCAGAAAGUCAACGCCAAAUACGUAACGUCACAGGGCCUCAAGCGCGACACUUCAGACCAGAAGACGCUGGCGGCGACAGAGGAGGCACCCUCUCAUACGGUGCAGACCUACCGUGCCGUGUAUGAUGCCAAGAACGACCAAGACGAGGCCGACCUGCCCGGCACGGUCGUUCGCGUCGAGGGGCAAAAGGCCAGCAAGGACGAGGCCGUCAACGAGGCCUACGACAAUGCAGGCAAGGUGCUCAGCUUCUACGCCGACAUCUUCAACUGGAAGUCGAUCGACAACAAGAACGCGCACGUCAUCAGCUCGGUGCACUUCGGCGAGAAAUACGAGAACGCCUUCUGGGACCCCGAGAUCGCCCAGAUGGUGUACGGGGACGGAUCCACCUUCCUGACCAACUUCACGGGCGCUGUCGAUGUCAUCGGGCACGAACUCACUCACGCUGUCACGGAAUACACCUCGCCUCUUGACUACACCGGCCAGAGCGGUGCCCUCAACGAGCACGUCUCGGAUGUCUUUGGCAUCAUGGUCAAGCAGCGCGUACAGAACGAGACUGCCGACAAGGCCGACUGGCUGAUUGGCGAAGACUGUCUUGCGCCCGGCGUGAAGGGGGUUGCUCUCCGCAGCAUGAAGGCGCCUGGGACUGCCUACGACGACCCUCGUUUCGGCAAGGAUCCCCAGCCGGACAACUUCUCAAAGUUUGAGAGCAAUUACGACGACGAUAACGGCGGUGUCCACCUAUACUCAGGUAUUCCCAACAAAGCUUUCUACCUCGCCUCGGUCGCGUUUGGUGGUUACUCCUGGGAGAAAGCCGGCAAGAUCUGGUGGGAGACGAUGAACAGCGGCCAGGUGGCGGCCAAGGUGACCUUUAUCCAGUUUGCCGAUGUGACGGUCGACAAGGCGGAGGAGCUCUUCGGCGCAGACGCCGGCACCAUCGUGCGCGAGGCCUGGACCGACGUCGGCGUUGUGCGCAAGUCCAGCACCUAG
Molecule: messenger RNA, 1296 nt
Organism: Anthostomella pinea
Lineage: Eukaryota; Fungi; Ascomycota; Sordariomycetes; Xylariales; Xylariaceae
Source: the annotation of a GenBank genome assembly